Cloeon dipterum is the source of this 2132-nucleotide messenger RNA. RefSeq names its product protein ST7 homolog. The record is from RefSeq and is a predicted model, not a curated record. The transcript is spliced from 11 exons. Gene Ontology annotation, molecular function: protein binding. Lineage: Eukaryota; Metazoa; Arthropoda; Insecta; Ephemeroptera; Baetidae. Bases 222 to 1757 code for a protein of 511 amino acids.
AGAUGGCAGUGACGCGAGCAAAAUAAUCUCGGCUCGCAGAUGGUGACGGUCUGUGUUUUUCUUAUGCACACACACAUCGGACAGUCUCCCAGCUUGGACACAUUUGCACGGCACCAGUGGACAGGUGCGUCAGCCAAUUGACCAAUUGCGUUUCACCCUAAUCGUCAGGGUUGCAGUGAAGGAGAAAUUCCUGAUGCGUUCCACGUGAAGCGAUUGCAGACAUGUGGGACUCAAACAUGUUUCUCACCACUCUGACUCCGAAGUUUUACGUCGCCCUAACUGGCACCUCGUCGCUCAUAUCUGGACUCAUUUUGAUAUUUGAGUGGUGGUAUUUUCGCAAGUAUGGAACGUCGUUCAUCGAGCAGGUCUCUUUGAACCACAUCAGUCCAUGGAUUGGCGGCGGCGACAACAGCACCGACAGCACCAACGGCGUCAACGGGACCGGAACCAAUGGCAGCAUCAACCAGCAAGCAGUUCCAGAGUGUAAAGUAUGGCGGAAUCCUCUAAACCUAUUCCGCGGAGCCGAGUACCAGCGCUUCUACUGGGCGACAAACAAGGAGCCGCUCACCUACUAUGACAUGAAUUUGUCAGCGCAGGAUCACCAAACCUUCUUCACCUGCGAGGCCGACGUCGGGAAAACUGAAUAUGAGAUUAUGCAGACGGCGUGGCGAGAGCGGAAUCCGGUGGCCCGGAUUAAAGCAGCGCACGAGGCGCUGGAAAAGAACCCCGAGUGCGCGCCUGCCUACAUUCUGCUGGCGGAAGAGGAGGCCACCACCAUUCUCGAGUGCGAAAAGAUUCUCAAGCAGGCGCUGCAGGUGGCUGAGAAGAACUACCGAAAGUCCCAGCAGCUGCAGCACCAAAGUGCUCUCAUGGAAGCUCUUCACAGACGAGACACGAAUGUGCUGAUCUACAUCAAAAGACGGUUGGCCAUGUGCGCUCGGAAGUUGGGAAAGUUGAAGGAGGCCGUGAAAAUGUUCAGAGAUUUGACGAAGGAGGUGCCGCCAAUCAUGAACAUUCUGAACGUGCACGAGAACCUGAUCGAGGCGCUGCUGGAGAUGCAGGCGUACGCCGACGUGCAGGCCGUGCUGGCCAAGUACGACGACAUCAGCCUGCCCAAGUCGGCCACCAUCUGCUACACGGCCGCCUUGCUCAAGGCCAGGGCCGUCGCGGACAAGUUCUCGGCCGACGUGGCCAGCAAGAGGGGCCUCACCAGCGCUGAGACCACGGCCGUCGACGCCAUCCACAGGGCGGUCGAGUUCAACCCUCACGUCCCCAAGUACUUACUCGAGUUGAAGCCGCUGAUCUUGCCGCCGGAGCACGUGUUGAAGAGAGGCGACUCGGAGGCGAUCGCCUACUCCUUCUUCCACCUCUCCCACUGGAAGCAGGUCGAGGGCGCGUUGAACCUGCUGCACUGCACCUGGGAGGGCACCUUCAGGAUGCUUCCGUACCCCCUGGAGCGAGGACACCUCUUCUAUCCCUAUCCGACCUGCACCGAGUGCGCCGACAGGGAGUUGCUUCCAGUAUUUCACGAUGUGAGUGUGUACCCGAAAAAGGAGCUGCCGUUCUUCAUUUUAUUCACCGCUGGGCUGUGUUCUUUCACUGCGUUGCUGGCUUUGCUGACCCACCAGUACCCUGAGCCCAUGGGUGUCAUUGCAAAAACCUUGCUGAGCUGCAUUUCGAUGCCGUUCCAAUAUUUCAUGGACAAACUGGAGGCGAUCGUCAAGUCCAGCUUCUGGCAACAGCUCUCGCGAAUCUAGCUUCUGUAUUAAUAGAUGUUGGACGAACCGUUGUGUUAUUUUACUCGACAAAAUUGAAUCUGGUUGCAAACCAGGGAAAUAAUCUCUCUCAGAAAGGUCGUGAUCAGAGCUUUUUAUUUGAUAAAAAAUCGUGUUUGCUGUGUCCGCGUUUGCUGUAGGUGUGAAAUUUCUUAGUCAUAAUAUAUUUUUGUCCAUUUUCCUGUGAAUAGACUUAUUAUUUUGAGUUGGUAGAGACUGUGUUAGGAAAUCUGUGAAGAUUGACUUUUUUAUGCCUACGUAAUAAUACAACUUGUGUUUGAGCAUAAACGAAUCAAGCUGAUUGACUAAAUCACGCAAGGAAUAAUAAAAUGCAUUCUUUAAUGCUGUACAAGAAAA